Molecule: messenger RNA, 1029 nt
Organism: Paramecium tetraurelia
Lineage: Eukaryota; Ciliophora; Oligohymenophorea; Peniculida; Parameciidae
Exons: 3
Source: RefSeq, a predicted model, not a curated record
AUGGAGCAUCAUUUAUAUAUAGAGAAAAUAACUGAGGAGAGGAGAAUUCGAGACGAAUAGUAAAAUUUUAAUUUAGGUUCCUAAGACGCACACAAAGACUAUAGGAGGAGGAGAAAAACAAAGAACAAUCACUUUAGAAACUUGAAACUUUAGGAUUCUCGUAGACUGUAAUCCAAAUUGAAUAUUUCAUUUAUUUUAUUGAAAUCGGAUGAGAGAAACCAAAAAGUAAAGGAAUAGAAUAAAAGAGUCAAACAAUUAUUAGAGAAAUUUAGAUAAGAAAAAUUAUAAUAAGAAACUCAGAAAAAGUAGUUGGAAGAGCAGAGAGAAGAAGAGAUCAAAUAAAAACUACUUUAGAUAAAGGAAAAGUUUAAAGUGUUGUCCACCGAUGAAAUAAAGGAACAUUAAAAUCAAUAUAAGAAAUAUUAAGAGGAACAUUAGUAAUAAUUGGAAAACCUUCGAGUUCAAAAGAAAUCAUAAGAAACUUAUUUUUCUCAAUAGGUUUAAUCUAGAAUAAGGAGUAGAACAUAUUAAUCUUAACUUGAUAUGAUGAAAGAAGAGGAAUAAAAGAGAAAGGAAAGUGAAGAACGAAUAAGAAACCAAAUAAAACACAGAUUUGCCUAUGAUCAAAUUGUUAAAGAAAACUUCUUGCCAAAAAUAUCGCAUAGUAUUGAUCAAUCAACUCAUACGAUAAUCAAUAAAAAAUAAUAAAAUCAAAUAUCUCCAAUAAAAAGUGACUCUAAGAUUUUAGGCAAUCAGUACUUGAGAUAGAUCCGAAAAUUACCAAAAAGACCCAGAAUUUAAUCAUAGAUGGGCGUUGAUUAAUCAUCAUCUUCAACAUUAAGGCGAGAUUACCUUUCAGAAAUUCGAUAACAUUCAAAGAGAAAGACUCCUUAAGCCCCAAUCGAUAUUAAAUUGCAAGCAGAUAUGUUGGAAAGAGAGUCUAGAUAAGCAUACACAAAGAAUAAGCUAAAAGGCGAUUAACUGUUGAUGGACUCGAUAAAACAAAAAAUGCUAUUGUUAGAAAUAUGA